GUGGUGGUGGUGGAGGGCGGGUGCUAUCAGGGCCAGCCCUGAACUCGCUGGACAGAGCUACAGACCCAUGGGGCCUCGCAGUGCCCGCUGAGAGAGGGAGAAGACAGCAGAGGGGUUGCCAAGGUGCCCUCCAAACCCCAGAUCAUGUCUCUUUGGGGCCUGGUCUCCCAGAUGCCCCCAGAAAAACUGCAGCGGCUCUAUGUGGACUUUCCCCAUCACCUGCGGCACCUCCUGGGUGAAUGGCUGGAGAACCAGCCCUGGGAGUUCCUGGUCGGCUCAGAUGCCUUCUGCUCCAACAUGGCCAGCACCUUACUUUCUGCCACUGUCCAGCACCUUCAGGCCUCUGCCAGAAAGCAGGGCGAGGGGAGUGCCAUCUUGCAGCACAUCAGCACCCUGGAGAGCAUAUAUCAGAGGGACCCUCUGAAGCUGGUGGCCACUUUCAGACAAAUACUUCAAGGGGAGAAAAAAACUGUUAUGGAGCAGUUCCGCCACCUGCCAAUGUCCUUCCACUGGAAGCAGGAGGAACUCAAGUUUAACACAGCCCUGCAGAGUCUGCAGCACCGAGUGGGGGAAAUCUGCGUUCUCCGAGAAGCCAUGAAGCAAGGGGCUGAGGCUGGCCAAGUGUCUCUGCACAGCUUGAUGGAAACUCCUGCCAAUGAGACUGGGCCAAGUGAGGCCCUGGCCACGUUGCUGCAGGAGACUGUCGGGGAGCUGGAGGCUGUCCAGGCCCUGGUGCUGAAGAGGAUCCAGAUUUGGAAACGGCAGCAGCAGCUGGCAGGGAAUGGUGCACCCUUUGAUGAGAGCAUGAUCCCACUACAGGAGAGAUGUGAGAGCCUGGUGGACAUUUAUUCCCAGCUACAGCAGGAGGUGGGGGCAGCUGGUGGGGAGCUUGAGCCUAAGACCCAUGCAGCGCUGCUUAACCGGCUGGAUGAAGUCCUGCGAACUCUUGUCAGCAGCUCUUUCCUGGUGGAGAAGCAGCCGCCCCAGGUUCUAAAAACUCAGACCAAGUUCCAGGCCGGGGUUCGAUUUCUGCUGGGCCUACGGUUCCUGGGGUCCCCAGCCAAGUUUCCGCUGGUCAGGGCUGACAUGGUGACCGAGAAGCAGGCGAGGGAGCUGAGCAUGCCCCAGGGACCCGGGACUGGAGCAGAAAGCACUGGGGAAAUCACCAACAACACUGUGCCCCUCGAGAACAGUGUUUCUGGGAACUGCUGCUCUGCCCUGUUCAAGAACCUGCUUCUGAAGAAAAUCAAGCGGUGUGAGCGGAAGGGCACUGAAUCUGUCACCGAGGAGAAGUGUGCUGUGCUCUUCUCCACCAGCUUCACACUUGGCUCCAACAAACUCCCCAUCCAGCUCCAGGCCCUAUCUCUGCCCCUGGUGGUCAUCGUCCAUGGCAACCAAGAUAACAAUGCCAAAGCCACCAUCUUGUGGGACAAUGCCUUCUCUGAGAUGGACCGUGUCCCCUUUGUGGUGGCUGAGCGGGUGCCCUGGGAGAAGAUGUGUGAAACUCUGAACCUCAAGUUUAUGGCUGAAGUGGGGACCAACCGGGGACUACUCCCAGAGCACUUUCUCUUCUUAGCCCAGAAGAUCUUCAAUGACAACAGCCUCAGCAUAGAGGCCUUCCAACACCGUUCUGUGUCCUGGUCACAGUUCAACAAGGAGAUCCUGCUGGGUCGUGGCUUCACGUUUUGGCAGUGGUUUGAUGGUGUCCUGGACCUCACCAAACGCUGUCUAAAAAGCUACUGGUCAGAUCGGCUGAUCAUUGGCUUCAUCAGUAAACAGUACGUCACCAGCCUUCUUCUCAACGAGCCUGAUGGAACCUUCCUCCUUCGCUUCAGUGAUUCAGAGAUUGGAGGCAUCACCAUUGCCCAUGUCAUCCGGGGCCAGGAUGGCUCCCCACAGAUAGAGAACAUCCAGCCAUUCUCCGCCAAAGACCUGUCCAUUCGCUCACUGGGAGACCGGAUUCGGGACCUUGCUCAGCUCAAAAAUCUCUACCCCAAGAAACCUAAGGACGAGGCUUUCCGGAGCCACUACAAGCAUGAACAAAUAGGUAAGGAUGGCAGGGGUUACGUCCCAGCUACAAUCAAGAUGACUGUGGAAAGGGACCAGCCACUUCCCACCCCAGAGCCCCAAAUGCCUACCAUGGUACCCACUUAUGAUCUUGGAAUGGCCCCUGACUCCAUGACCAUGCAGCUUGGACCAGACAUGGUGCCCCAGGUGUAUCCACAACACUCUCACUCCAUCCCCUCAUAUCCAGCCCUCCCACGAGAAGAAUCGGUCAAUGUGUUGCCAGCCUUCCAGGAACCUCACCUGCAGAUGCCCUUGAGCCUGCCCUUUGACCAGCCUCACCCCCACAGGACCCUGCUGCCGUGCCAGCCUCAGGAGCAUGCCAUGUCCAGCCCUGAGCCCCUGCUCUGCCAAGAUGUGACCAUGGCGGAAGAGAGCUGCCUGAGCCAGCCAGUGAGAGGGUUCCCUCAGAGCACUUGGGUUGGUGAAGAUAUGUUCCCACCCUUGCUGCCUCCCACUGAACAAGACAUCACCAAGCUUCUCCUGGAGGGGCAAGGGGAAUCAGGGGGAGGAUCCUUGGGAGCCCAGCCCCUCCUGCAGCCCUCCCCCUAUGGGCAGUCGGGGAUCUCAAUGUCCCACCUGGACCUAAGGGCCAACCCUAGUUGGUGAUCCUAGCUGGAGAGGGAGCUCAGAGAGAGAGCUCUUCUACCCCUGUGGACCUGCUCUGGAUACCUGCCUAUGCUCCUGUCAAACAACAGAUGGGAGGGUGUCUUCCUUUCCCCACCACUCCCUGGUCAGGAGAAAAAGACUGCCCAGAAAAGGCUCAGUGGAUAGAGCCUAUCCACGCCUUCCCUCCUAUCACACACCCGUCCCCUCCCUUAGCUGAAAAAGAAAUUCAAGUUCUAAAGUGAGACACGCCCCAGCAUGCCUGCACAUGCAGCACAUACACACAGCUCUACUUGGGAGAUGGGGCUGAGCAGGAAGGGGGCUGGGCAAAAACACAGGUUAAGUAGGGCAUGGAGGGCUGCUCCUUCCACCCCCAGCCAGGACCCGGAAUGCACAUGCAGAAACACACAGAUACAUGCAGACACUUGCACUAGGGCCUAGGGAUGGGGGGAUGGCCUUGGGUCCCAGCCUUGGGGGGAAUAAAGUAGUUCAGGAGAUCCUGGGUGGGAGAAGAGGGGCCUGUAUAAUUUGGUUACCGAUGUGGGUUUUGCCCAGAUUAAAAAAACAAAUCCCAACCGGCUCCAGAUUCCCGUCAGAGGCUUUCGGUUGUGUAUGAGAUGGUUCAGAAAUACACGGGCCAAGUUUCUCGGUGUAUAGCUGCGUGAAAGGGUGUGUACCUGAGACAUGUUAACAUAUAGAUGUCACAUACAUUAGUCAUUAUUGCCAUAUAGAACAUCUACCUGAUUUUGCCUACGUAACAACCUAAGUUUUGAAGUGUGAGACACUGCACAAAAGACACGGACAAACAUGCUGGUCUAAUGCAUGCUAACCCAGAUGUACUCAGCUUUGAGUAUGAGUGUGCUCAGGUUGGUCCAUGUGCCUGUAACAUCUGCAUAUGGCUGUAGCUUUGGUGCGUCAACACUGCCAAUCCCACCAAAGACGGGUGUGAGUAGGGGGCAGACCCAGGUGUGUGGUUCUCUCCAUGUAUUACGGGCCCUCCCCUGCUGCUUCCUUUCUAUUUCCCCAGCCACAGCCAGUUUUCCUACACUCCUCCAUCCUAUGCCACCCCUUCUCCCUCUUGGGGGUCAUAGAUCCUAAGCCAUAAAAUAAAUUUUAUUCCAAAAUAACAAAAUAAAUAAUCUACUGUA
Pteropus alecto (black flying fox) is the source of this 3818-nucleotide messenger RNA. RefSeq names its product signal transducer and activator of transcription 6 (gene STAT6). Gene Ontology annotation, molecular function: DNA-binding transcription factor activity, RNA polymerase II-specific; RNA polymerase II cis-regulatory region sequence-specific DNA binding. NCBI's taxonomy places the organism in Eukaryota, Metazoa, Chordata, Mammalia, Chiroptera, Pteropodidae. The record is from RefSeq and is a predicted model, not a curated record. Gene Ontology annotation, biological process: growth hormone receptor signaling pathway via JAK-STAT; response to peptide hormone; regulation of cell population proliferation. The transcript has 22 exons. Bases 145 to 2673 code for a protein of 842 amino acids.